Messenger RNA from Sphaerodactylus townsendi, 862 nucleotides. RefSeq names its product glutathione S-transferase theta-1-like. Gene Ontology annotation, molecular function: glutathione transferase activity. NCBI's taxonomy places the organism in Eukaryota, Metazoa, Chordata, Lepidosauria, Squamata, Sphaerodactylidae. Gene Ontology annotation, biological process: glutathione metabolic process. The coding region runs from base 71 to 841 and encodes 256 amino acids. The record is from RefSeq and is a predicted model, not a curated record. Gene Ontology annotation, cellular component: cytoplasm. The transcript is spliced from 6 exons.
CCUGCCGAAGCGGAUCAGGGCAAAAGUCAAUAGAGCUACUUGAUACAUUCUGUGCCCAGCUGAUACCAGCAUGGCGCUGGAGCUCUACCUGGACCUGCUCUCCCAGCCCUGUCGAGCCAUCUACAUCUUUGCCAAGAAGAACAACAUUCCCUUUGAGUUCAAGGACGUGGAGGUGUUCAGAGAUUCCAUCCUGGGAAUGAAAGCACCAAGUGAAACAAGCCCAGGAUCAGUACAGCCAGAGCAGUUGCGCAAGAUGAAUGUAGUGAAAAAAGUUCCUGUCUUGAAGGAUGAGGCCUUUUGCUUGUCAGAAGGCAUUGCAAUCCUUCUGUAUCUGAGCCGCAAGUACAACACCCCAGACCACUGGUAUCCAUCUGAUAUACGGAAACGAGCAAAGGUGGAUGAAUAUCUCUCGUGGCACCAGACAAAUAUCCGGUCCAAUGCUCCCAAGACAAUGUGGAUCAAGGUGUUGAUACCUCUCUUCACUGGCCAACCACUUUCCUCUGAUAAGCUGCAAGAGGUCAUGGAGGGGCUGGCAACCUCCCUGAAGCAGCUGGAAGACUUAUUCCUUCAGGACAAACCUUUCCUUGUGGGCAAUGAGAUCUCUCUUGCAGACCUGAUGGCCAUUGUAGAGCUCAUGCAGCCUGUUGGAGUUGGAUGCAACAUCUUUGAGGACAGACCCAAGCUAGCAGCAUGGCGCAAAAGGGUGGAAGAAGCAAUUGGAAAGGAGAUCUUCCUCCAAGCACACAAGCUGAUCCUGAACAUUCAAGAACUGAGCAAGAUACAGAUCAAUCCACAGCUGAAGGAGCAGCUGGGUCCUGUGCUGCUGAAGAUGCUGAAAUGAAUAAAAGUGUUUCACAGGGAA